Messenger RNA from Camellia sinensis, 790 nucleotides. The record is from RefSeq and is a predicted model, not a curated record. Lineage: Eukaryota; Viridiplantae; Streptophyta; Magnoliopsida; Ericales; Theaceae.
AGAGAGAGAGAGAAGAGGAAGAGAGACCAUGAAGAGAGACGGAGGGAAGAGCAGUCCUUCGGAGCAACAGCCAUUCCUUUUCUCGUGACGUCCAUUGCGUCGCUCGAGCAGUCCUUUGGAGUUACCUCCUUCGCAGCCCCCUUUGUCUUCGCUUCUCCCUCCGGUCUCCGCUUCUCCCUCCAAUCAACGAAGACCUCGCGAACAAAGCAAAUAGAGCCGUCUCACCUCUUCCUCUGGCUGGAGCUCUCGCACCUCUCCCCCCACCGCCCAAUUUCAGUGAAAUAGGGAGGUGGAGAUGCCUCCUUCUCCAGCAAUGAGAUGUUCCCCUAUAAGGGAGAUCAAAGGGGAUAAUCACAAAAAAGGACGCAGUCUCGAGGGCAGGAUACUCCUCAGGGAGAAAAAUGACAAUCAUGCUCUCUUCAAUGAGAUGAAGACUAGAGAAAGAGACAGUUUCUUGCUUCAAUCAAAUGAUGAUUUUGAACAUACAUUCUCCAUGAAAUUGAGAUACUUGUCAGAUUACAAGCUUGGAAUGAAUCAGAAAACAAAAAGGAAGACAAGGAAAAGCAGUGGUUUUUCUCGAGGAGUAUCAAAAUAUAGAGGAGUUGCAAGGGAACAAAAACAACAUCAUCAUAAUGGAAGAUGGGAAACUAGGAUUGGUAGAGUAUUUGGCAACAAAUACCUCUAUCUUGGGACAUAUGGUAAUGACUUCGCACUCUUGGGCAAGGCCUUAAUCUUUCUCUUUUACAAAUGGCUACAUGUCAAAGACCAACAGGUGCCAUGUGUUGAAUGA